CCCGCGGCCACCGUUAUCCGCGGAGGCCAAUUCCUAGAACGGCGCCCUGAUGAACAUCCGGGGCCGCUCUAGGCUCCUUACCUGCAGCGCUUCCGGGUAGGUCGGGGAAGACAAGCCAGCCAUGGAGGCGGCCGGAGUGGCUCCCAUCCGAGCCCAAUACCGCUGCACGAAAGAGGACUUCCACGCCCACCUUGAGAAGGAAGAGAAGCCGAGGAAAGAUCCGGAUGGAGCCAAGAACGACCUUCAGGCCGCCGAGCGAGGGGAGCCUCCUGCCAAGCUGCAGAAGGUGGAACUCGAUGGGGCUGGAGAAGAGAAGCCCGCAGAAGUUGCCGUUGCCGGUGAGAGCGCCCCAGAGCCUCCGGGACGGAAGAGGCUGAGAGGGCAGAACAAGAACCGACAUUGCAUGAAGCCGACUCACUACGAGAAGCAGCGCUUGUGUCCCUCCGUGGUUCAGGAACGUCUGGAGAAAUGCUUCUACGGCUCCAGCUGCCGCUUCCUGCACGACCUUAAGGAGUACAUGGCCGCCAAGCCCCCAGACCUCGGGGGCCGCUGCCUGCUGUUCGAGACCUUCGGCCGGUGCACGUACGGGGCCACCUGCCGAUUCGCCGGAGCUCACCUGGGAGAGGGCUACAAGAACCUGGUGAACGCUGACCUCCUGAAGCAGUGGGAAGGGAGGCUGGCGGUGAGAAACGGUCUCAGCAAGGACGUCCAGCAGCAGCUGCGCAAGAAGAAAAUGCCCUUCGCCAGAUCCAGCGAGUACCUCCGUUCCCUGGGCAAGACCCACCCAGCCAGGAGGUCUGGCACCCAGGCUGCGGUGGCAGAGACGAGGGUCUCGGACUGCUCUGCUUCUGAAGGAACCGAGGAGCUUGGAGCGGCCAGGUUGGAGGCACCGAACGGUUCUAACCCAUCGGAAGGAGUAGGAUCUGCUUCGGAAACCGCAAAGACUCCGAUUCCUCCAGCAGAACCCGUUCUGGAAAGAGUGGGCUCGGUGACGGAUGAAGACACGGUGAAACUGAGGCCAUCUGAGAAACCCAAGUUGGAUCUGCAUGGCAAGCUCUAUUUGGCCCCUCUGACCACGUGCGGCAACCUUCCCUUCCGUCGGAUAUGCAAAGGCUACGGGGCGGACGUCACCUGCGGAGAGAUGGCGGUGUGCACCAACCUCCUUCAGGGACAGUCUUCCGAAUGGGCGUUGCUGAAGCGCCACGAGACCGAGGAUCUCUUCGGGGUUCAGCUGGAAGGAGCCUUUCCAGACACCAUGACUAAAUGCGCUGAGCUCCUGAACCAAACCAUUGAGGUGGAUUUUGUGGAUAUCAAUGUGGGAUGCCCAAUUGACCUGGUCUAUAACAAGGGUGGUGGAUGUGCUCUGAUGACCCGAACCAAUAAGUUUGAGCAAAUCGUCCGAGGCAUGAACUCCGUCCUGGAUGUUCCGCUGACGGUUAAGAUCAGGACAGGUGUGCAAGAGAAGACGAACCUGGCUCAUAAACUGAUCCCCAACCUCCGAGAAUGGGGAGCCUCGUUGGUCACGCUCCACGGCCGAUCGAGAGAGCAGAGGUACACAAAGAUGGCAGACUGGGCCUACAUAGCGGAGUGUGUCCAGGUGGCCAGCCCCAUGCCCCUCUUCGGAAACGGCGAUAUUUUUUCUUUCGAAGAUGCUAACCGAGCCAUGCAGAGCGGAGUUUCAGGGGUCAUGAUUGCACGGGGAGCCCUCAUCAAACCUUGGAUCUUCACCGAGAUCAAAGAACAGCGGCACUGGGACAUCUCUUCCAGGGAGAGGCUGGACAUCCUCCAGGACUACACCAACUACGGCCUGGAACACUGGGGCUCAGACACCCAAGGCGUGGAGAAGACCAGGAAGUUCUUGCUGGAGUGGCUUUCCUUCCUCUGCAGGUACAUCCCCGUGGGAUUGCUGGAGCGCCUGCCGCAGCGAAUCAACGAAAGGCCCCCUUACUACCUGGGCCGAGACUACUUGGAGACUUUGAUGGCUAGCCAAAACGUGGACGACUGGAUUAAGAUCAGCGAGAUGCUGCUGGGCCGCGUCCCUGCCAACUUCUCCUUCCUGCCGAAACACAAAGCGAAUUCUUACAAAUAGGACGGCUGAAGGAGAAGCGCCGACAUCCUCCGUCUGCUGCUUUCCUGUCUUGUUUAUUCGAAUCAUUAAAAGAAAUUUUUCCUUUUUUUAAAAAAAAAGAAAAAGACGAAAAAAAAUCA
Pantherophis guttatus is the source of this 2208-nucleotide messenger RNA. It is a transcript of the gene DUS3L, whose product is annotated as dihydrouridine synthase 3 like. NCBI's taxonomy places the organism in Eukaryota, Metazoa, Chordata, Lepidosauria, Squamata, Colubridae. Gene Ontology annotation, biological process: tRNA processing. Gene Ontology annotation, molecular function: tRNA dihydrouridine synthase activity; RNA binding; metal ion binding. The record is from RefSeq and is a predicted model, not a curated record.